UUCCGGGGUCGAAGGGUGCGCGGGGUUGAAAGCAGGCCGCUCCGCCCCGUCCCCCUCCCAGACCAGCAGAGGCAGCAGCCGGAGCAGCCGCAGCCUGCGCCCUCUCCCGCCCGCCCGCCCUCCGCCCGCCCGCCCGCCCUCCGCCGCCCUCCACCCGCCCCGGGGUCUCUUUCCCCCUUCCUCCUCCUCCUCCUCCACCCCCCCCUUCCUCCUCCGCCCGCCCGCGGGGCCCCCCUCGCCUUCCCGCCCGCCCCUAUUGUUCCGCCCCCGGCCUCCCGCCCUUCCCCUUCCCGCCCGCUCCCCUUUUCCCCUCAGUCGCCUCGCGCCUGCAGUUUUUGGCUUUCACCCCCCACCAGUGACCAAAGACUUGACCACUCAAAGUCCAGCUCCCCAGAACACUGCUCGACAUGGACACCGGUGUGAUUGAAGGUGGAUUAAAUGUCACUCUCACCAUCCGGCUACUUAUGCAUGGAAAGGAAGUUGGCAGUAUCAUCGGAAAGAAAGGAGAAUCAGUUAAGAAGAUGCGCGAGGAGAGUGGUGCACGUAUCAACAUCUCAGAAGGGAAUUGUCCUGAGAGAAUUAUCACUUUGGCUGGACCCACUAAUGCCAUCUUCAAAGCCUUUGCUAUGAUCAUUGACAAACUGGAAGAGGACAUAAGCAGCUCUAUGACCAAUAGCACAGCUGCCAGUAGACCCCCGGUCACCCUGAGGCUGGUGGUCCCUGCUAGUCAGUGUGGCUCUCUCAUUGGAAAAGGUGGAUGCAAGAUCAAGGAAAUACGAGAGAGUACAGGGGCUCAGGUCCAGGUGGCAGGGGAUAUGCUACCCAACUCAACUGAGCGGGCCAUCACUAUUGCUGGCAUUCCGCAAUCCAUCAUUGAGUGUGUCAAACAGAUCUGCGUGGUCAUGUUGGAGACUCUCUCCCAGUCCCCCCCGAAGGGCGUGACCAUCCCGUACCGGCCCAAGCCGUCCAGCUCUCCGGUCAUCUUUGCAGGUGGUCAGGACAGGUACAGCACAGGCAGCGACAGUGCGAGCUUUCCCCACACCACCCCGUCCAUGUGCCUCAACCCUGACCUGGAGGGACCACCUCUAGAGGCCUAUACCAUUCAAGGACAGUAUGCCAUUCCACAGCCAGAUUUGACCAAGCUGCACCAGUUGGCAAUGCAACAGUCUCAUUUUCCCAUGACGCAUGGCAACACCGGAUUCAGUGGCAUUGAAUCCAGCUCUCCAGAGGUGAAAGGCUAUUGGGCAGGUUUGGAUGCAUCUGCUCAGACUACUUCUCAUGAACUCACCAUUCCAAACGAUUUGAUUGGCUGCAUAAUCGGGCGUCAAGGCGCCAAAAUCAAUGAGAUCCGUCAGAUGUCUGGGGCGCAGAUCAAAAUUGCGAACCCAGUGGAAGGAUCUACUGAUAGGCAGGUUACCAUCACUGGAUCUGCUGCCAGCAUUAGCCUGGCUCAAUAUCUAAUCAAUGUCAGUUUAGAAAACGCUAAACCCUCCUCCCAGGCAGCCUCCGUCACGAUCCCUGAUCACCUCAGCAUCAACCUCUCUCAACCCUCCACCCCUUCUUCUUCUUCCUCCUCCACCACCACCCCCUCGCUCGCCACAGCGGGGACCUCCGACGCACCCUCCAGCCUCCCCAACCCUCUUCCGACCGCCCCUUGUGUCUCCAGUCUGCUUGGCAUGAAACCCAUCCCUCUCCUGGCUCUAAAUGUUGUGUCUGCUGCUAAGGGUACCGGGGCUUCAGCUACCACCACCACCACCUCUGCCGUGCCAUGUGUAACUAACAAACUGAAAGGCGAGAAACAGAGAUUCUCUCCCUACUGAUUGCAUAUCUUGAGGCACCUCCCCCAGUAUUAUUUGGUUCAUUUUGUUUUCCUUUGUUAACAUUGGUGAGAAUGAAACUAUUGUGAGCUUGUUACGGUUUCCUUUUUACUACUUUGGGGGAUAACUGGGUGGGGGUGGGGGAGUGGUAACCCUUGUUUAGGUUUAGGCCAUUUCAGCUGAGUGCCUGUUUCAGGGUCUGACUUGAAUUCUUUAUCUAGAGCCACAGUUUUCUCUUCUUUCUUGUUACUUUUCUUUGUAGCUUUAUUCUGCCUUGCAAUAUAACAAUGUGUUAGGCUCUGUGUUAAUGAAUAAAAGCUGCUUCCUUAACCUUUUUUUUUUUUUUUUUUAAAGAAUUAUUUAAUGGUUAAGCUAUCAGCAGGCCUUCUUGGCCAUAUUUGUGUUUCUAGCUGUAAUAAAGUUGGCGCAGUAAGAACCUUA
Pongo pygmaeus (Bornean orangutan) is the source of this 2258-nucleotide messenger RNA. RefSeq names its product poly(rC) binding protein 2 (gene PCBP2). Gene Ontology annotation, molecular function: RNA binding. Bases 408 to 1820 code for a protein of 470 amino acids. The record is from RefSeq and is a predicted model, not a curated record. NCBI's taxonomy places the organism in Eukaryota, Metazoa, Chordata, Mammalia, Primates, Hominidae. The transcript is spliced from 15 exons.